AUGGCCGCAUUAGUACCGGCGCGGCCUCCUGAGGAAGAGGAGGAAGAGGAGGAAGAGAAAGUUAAUCAUGCUAUGGAACGAGAGCCUACAGGCAUGGACGGGGAUGAUAUACGGAGCGACAUGGAGUAUGAAUAUACCAACGCACAGAGUCUUGAUGAUCCUGACCACACGACCAUGGCCGCGCUAGUGCAGGCCCCAGUCGGACAUGAGGAUAGCCAUGCUAUGAUGCCAGCUACACUGCCAAGCCAAUCACUUGAUCAGAAGUCGACCCAAGACAAAAAUAGCAGGCCGGCGACGAUACCAGUCAGAUCAGAGUGGCAUUCGACGUGCAAUCAGAAAACGACGGACAGCUCAAAUUCAGCCAGAGCUCAAUGCAGCAGGACGCCCCCAAUCAAAUGCCUCACAGACACGCAGGAAGCAUAG
Aspergillus luchuensis is the source of this 423-nucleotide messenger RNA. RefSeq lists its product as uncharacterized. The record is from RefSeq and is a predicted model, not a curated record. The coding region runs from base 1 to 423 and encodes 140 amino acids. NCBI's taxonomy places the organism in Eukaryota, Fungi, Ascomycota, Eurotiomycetes, Eurotiales, Aspergillaceae. The transcript has a single exon.